AUGGCGGUAAAAUUUGGUUACAGUGUUCCUAUGGCUAUUUUUAUCAGCGCAGCUCCGAUCUUGGUCUCACUCUGCUUGACUAUUGUAGUCGUAGUCAUUUUUGAGAAGCCAGAUGCCAUGUCAGUGGUUCUUGCUGUCAUAAAAGCGGGUAUACCUGCCACAAUUACGAUUGUUUUCCCUGUGUAUUUUGUACAAAUUCAAACGGAAGGAGCUAGUCGUCAGUCCCGAUUCAGUGAAUGGAACCAGUGGUUUUUCUUCUACAUUUGCUCGCAUUUUAUUGUCAUCACAAUCUUAUGGAGAGGAGAUCAUGACAAGGUCACACUAAUUAUAGGACUCUCACUUAUGCCAUUAUAUCUUAUACUUUGUGGUAUUGAUAUGGUGGACCAUGGUUUGUUGCCAUAUUGUCCAGCGAUAGUAGAUAUCUACGAUGGGAUUGAGAUGUACUAUACCAAAUUGAAUCCAACAAACCCGGAGUGGGUGCAAAUCACGAUUUUUUUGGCUGUUAUCAUGUUCUACAUUCCUUCAGUCAUGGAAAUAUAUCAUCUAAAAUUUCCUGAAUUGAAAAGUGGAUCGAUGUCGUCUGAACGAAAAGUUAAGCUCUCUCAGUUCGUUUGCAGUUGUAUUUUCCUCGUUGUUCGCAUAAUGUUGUAUGCGUAUAAGCCACACGAGAUUAUUUUUGCUGCCAAGACUUUUAUAAGAGUGUACUGCCAUUACAAAGCAUGGUCAAAUAUGAAUUCUGCACGACAGAGUGUUUCAAUUCAGGCGACCGGAAUCUCGACAGAAAAAGCCUUGUCCCUCGUCAUUGAAG
This is a messenger RNA of Paramuricea clavata, 808 nucleotides long. The record is from the annotation of a GenBank genome assembly. NCBI's taxonomy places the organism in Eukaryota, Metazoa, Cnidaria, Anthozoa, Malacalcyonacea, Plexauridae.